Molecule: messenger RNA, 1656 nt
Organism: Raphanus sativus (radish)
Lineage: Eukaryota; Viridiplantae; Streptophyta; Magnoliopsida; Brassicales; Brassicaceae
Product: protein DETOXIFICATION 16
Exons: 8
Coding region: 79-1548 (489 amino acids)
Biological process (GO): xenobiotic detoxification by transmembrane export across the plasma membrane
Cellular component (GO): membrane
Molecular function (GO): xenobiotic transmembrane transporter activity; antiporter activity
Source: RefSeq, a predicted model, not a curated record
CAAUAACCCCUUAAAGACAUGAAAGAUCCUUUUUACUCGUCAAUAUCUCUUGCUAUUUCUUUGCAUAGAUAAAAAACAAUGAGCGAAGAGAGAGAAACAGGAGAGAAUGUAUUAUCAUGGCCUCUUAUCGGAGAGAAAGAGAAGAAAAGUAGUGUAAAAGAAGAAGUGAAGAAGCAGCUAUGGCUAUCGGGUCCAUUAAUCAGCGUCAGUCUUCUUCAGUUUUGUCUUCAAGUCAUCUCUGUCAUGUUCGUCGGCCAUCUUGGCUCUCUUCCUCUCUCUGCUGCCUCCAUCGCUACCUCUUUUGCCUCCGUCACUGGCUUCAGUUUCCUCAUGGGAACAGCAAGUGCGUUAGAUACCCUUUGUGGCCAAUCAUACGGAGCAAAGAUGUAUGGAAUGUUGGGGAUACAGAUGCAAAGAGCAAUGUUUGUUCUUACAUUACUCUCUGUUCCUCUCUCCAUCAUUUGGUUUAACACAGAACACCUUCUCCUCUUUGUCGGACAAGACAAAUCCAUUGCUACACUCGCUGGCUCCUACGCAAGAUUCAUGAUCCCAAGCAUAUUUGCAUAUGGUCUACUUCAAUGCUUUAACAGGUUUUUGCAGGCACAAAACAAUGUGUUUCCUGUGGUCUUCUGCUCUGGAAUCACCACCUGUCUUCACGUCCUCCUAUGUUGGGUCUUGGUUUUGAAAUCUGGUUUAGGGUUUAAAGGAGCUGCUGUCGCUAACACUAUCUCGUAUUGGCUGAACGUUGUACUCUUGUUCUGUUACGUAAAGUUAUCGCCUUCUUGCUCACUGACUUGGACCGGUUUCUCUAAGGAGGCUCUACGUGACAUCCUCCCUUUUAUGAGACUAGCUAUUCCUUCUGCACUUAUGGUCUGCUUGGAGAUGUGGUCCUUUGAGCUUCUGGUUCUCUUAUCAGGUCUUCUUCCAAACCCCGUUCUCGAAACUUCUGUUCUCUCAAUCUGCCUUAAUACAGCAGGAACAGUUUGGAUGAUCCCAUUUGGGCUUAGUGGUGCUGCAAGUACGAGGGUGUCAAACGAGCUAGGAGCGGGGAAUCCAAGAGUGGCUAAGCUAGCAGUGCGUGUGGUCAUUUGCAUCGCAAUCGCAGAAAGUAUAGUGAUAGGAUUGGUUUUGAUACUGAUAAGGAAUAUAUGGGGAAUGGCUUACAGUAGUGAACCGGAAGUAGUCACCUACGUAGCCUCAUUGAUGCCGAUUCUCGCCUUAGGCAAUUUUCUUGACAGUCUUCAGUGUGUUCUCUCAGGGGUUGCUAGAGGAUGUGGAUGGCAGAAGAUAGGAGCAUUCAUUAAUCUUGGAUCAUAUUAUUUUGUUGGAGUACCUUCAGGCUUGUUACUUGGUUUUCACUUUCACGUUGGGGGUCGGGGGCUUUGGCUUGGAAUCAUAUGCGCAUUGGUUGUUCAAGUUACAUGUCUUUCACUUGUCACCAUCUUUACGAAUUGGGAUGAAGAGGCCAAGAAAGCAACAAAAAGAGUCGAGUCUUCUUCAGGUGUGAGGGAUGCUGCAAUCGAUAACGGGUCAACUGUUGUAUGCUGAGAACUGUUAUGAAACUUUAAUAUAACGUUGGACCUUGGAGAUCAUAAUACAUUUUUAUUAUUUAAAUAAAAGGAAAAAAAUAACUGUUCUCCGAACAAAAUUAGUCCA